CUCCCCAAUCUCAGCUCCAGCUGAUCACUGUUGUGCUGGCCGUAUGAUAUAAGGCUUCGGGAAAGCGCGAUCGAGAUCCAUUCCCACAAUAUCUGCCAAUCUGCCAAUCUGCCUGCCUAGCCUAGCCCAGCCCGCCCUCUUUCCUUCUUGCCUGCCUGCCUGUCAUUCUCUUGGAUCUAAAUAGUUUGAUCUCUGUGCAGCGUUCAAUUGCAUCUCAAAUCAUCGAUUCACGCUUAUCUCAUUGCGUAUCCGGGGCACUUUGUCUAAAAUGCCCAAGUUCGAGUUCGAUCAAGAGUUGCAUGUGUCAGUAGAGGGACUAUGGGCAGCGUUGAAGGACAGCAAUAGACUUUUCCCACAAAUUGCCCCGAAUUUCAUCGCCAGUAUCGACCAUGUUGCCGGCGUUGAAGGACAACCGGGUGCAGUGAGGCUGAUCAAGUUUGGACCCGUUUCUCCCAAGGGCACUUACGUCAAGGAGAAGACGGUCAGCAUCGAUGCUGCCAACUACACCAUUACCACGGCAGAGAUCGAAGGAGGCCAUCUCGCGCAGGGGUUUCGCAAGUGGUGGCCGACCAUGACUCUGACUACGGUGGGGGACAAGGUGCUGGUGGAGUGGACGGUCUCAUACGAAGGAGGUGAGGACGCCACCGAAGCCAUAAUCGAUCAAACGAAGGACGGGAUCCUGCAUCUGUUCGAGGUUUUGCAGGAGCACAUCGUGACCAGUGGAGAUUAUCCAGGACCUUGAAACUCUGGGCUCAUGGAAGGUUCUGAACUCUGUCUGACUGGUUCUCCGUCGGUCUGUGCUCGAGUCCGUUUGUAAACAUCGUCCAGUCUGCGAAUUCGUCAAGCCUCUAGACGAGUGAUGAGCAGCUGGCCAGCUGGUCCCCGAGCACACGACGAUGAAUUUGGUUCUCUAGACCUUUUGACUAGAUUUUCUGCUCUAGAUCUGUUUAUACACUGAGCUCAUUCUGAACGCACACUGUCAGUUACAUUCAAUUGUCUCGCACUGCUGCUUUUCCGAGCACUUGUUGGGCCUGAUUUGUUCACUUGUUAUGUAAGAGGAGACGAUUCUAUCUCCACCUUUGGCUGUAAAUCUGCAUGCUUAUUUUU
This is a messenger RNA of Marchantia polymorpha subsp. ruderalis, 1107 nucleotides long. Lineage: Eukaryota; Viridiplantae; Streptophyta; Marchantiopsida; Marchantiales; Marchantiaceae. The record is from the annotation of a GenBank genome assembly.